Molecule: messenger RNA, 532 nt
Organism: Danio rerio (zebrafish)
Lineage: Eukaryota; Metazoa; Chordata; Actinopteri; Cypriniformes; Danionidae
Gene: ndufa7
Product: NADH:ubiquinone oxidoreductase subunit A7
Biological process (GO): ATP synthesis coupled electron transport
Cellular component (GO): mitochondrial inner membrane
Source: RefSeq, marked validated
CAUCCGGUCCGCUGGUCAUUUCCCUGCUACAGUACAGUCAAUAAUCUGAUCCACGAUCAGUUUACGUCCGUAAAUUCUUUUUAUCGGCAUAAGGUUUGGUUUAGUCAGAACUGAUUCUGCAUCAGCUUCACAGUGAACGGCAAUUUCACCUUGACAUCAAGUAUGGCGACGGCUACGAAAAUUAUCCAGAGGCUGAGGAAUUAUCUGUCAGGGCAAGAUCUCCAAUCGAAACUUCAACUUCGAUACACUGAAGUUGCAAAAAGGACUCAGCCACCACCGAAGCUUCCUGUUGGACCCAGUCAUAAAUUUGCAAACAACUACUACUGUACGAGAGAUGGACGCAGAGAGAUGGUUCCACCGACUGUGAUCAUGUCUUCACAGAAAGCUCUGACAGCUGGAAGUGAAGCUUCUGGAAAACCCAAACACCAGGUUGUACCAGGGCAGCAACUGAAGGAACUUCCAGUUACUCUCGACUAGAUUUCUUCUGUAAAAUAUGUAUAAUUCUUAAUAAAGUAUGUGUAUAGACGAGAAA